Molecule: messenger RNA, 3068 nt
Organism: Esox lucius (northern pike)
Lineage: Eukaryota; Metazoa; Chordata; Actinopteri; Esociformes; Esocidae
Gene: hmbsb
Product: hydroxymethylbilane synthase, b
Exons: 14
Coding region: 128-1204 (358 amino acids)
Biological process (GO): heme biosynthetic process
Cellular component (GO): cytoplasm
Molecular function (GO): hydroxymethylbilane synthase activity
Source: RefSeq, a predicted model, not a curated record
ACGACAGAAAAGGCAUCACUCGGCAGAAUUACCCGUGUUACAAAUAGCAUUUUCUCCCCCAUUUAGCUGGGUGGAUUGCAUUUUAAGUAAUUCAACAAUUCUGACUGAUCAUCACGACCACACUGAAAUGUCGGGAGAUACGAGCUCUCAGGAUGGGAAUGGGAAGGUUACCCGGGUCAUAAGAAUUGGAACACGAAAGAGCCAGCUGGCUCGUAUUCAGACGGACAGUGUUGCAGAACAGUUGAAGGGCCUGUACCCCGAUGUCCGCUUAGAAAUCAUUGGCAUGACAACGACAGGGGACAAAAUCCUUGAUACAGCGUUAUCAAAAAUUGGGGAGAAGAGCCUCUUCACGAAAGAACUGGAGACUGCUCUGGAGAGGAACGAGGUGGACUUGGUGGUUCACUCGUUGAAAGACUUGCCCACAGCUCUGCCUCCUGGUUUCACCAUUGGAGCUGUGCUAAAACGAGAGAACCCACAUGACGCAGUCGUCUUGCAUCCCAGAAACUUGGGGAAGUCCCUGAACAGCUUACCUGACAAGAGUGUUAUUGGCACAAGUUCCCUGCGACGAGCUGCUCAGCUUAAAAAAAGAUUCCCCCACCUGGAGUUUAAAGAUAUUCGAGGAAACCUCAACACCCGGUUAAAAAAGUUGGACGAGAAGGACGACUUCGCUGCCAUAAUUUUGGCUGCGGCUGGUCUCAGUCGCAUGGGCUGGGAAAGCAGAGUCGGCCAGAUCCUGGACCCUGAGGACUGUCUGUAUGCAGUUGGGCAGGGGGCUCUGGCCAUUGAGGUUCGGGCCAGAGACAAAGACAUUGUGGAGAUGGUGUCUGUCCUGCAUGACCCAGAAACUGUCCUGCGCUGUAUAGCUGAGCGAGCCUUCCUCAGACAACUGGAGGGAGGUUGCAGUGUCCCUGUUGCUGUCCACACCGAAGUCAAGGAAUGUCAGCUCUACCUGACGGGAGCCGUGUUCAGCCUGGACGGCUCAAACAGUCUCAAGGACACCAUGCAGACCAGCGUCGCUUCAGACAGUGAGGGGGAAGAACAGGUGGAUGAGCGCAGCCAGAGAGUUGGAGUCACAGCAAACAACGUGCCAGGUCCGGCCCAAGACGCUGCCGAGAAGCUGGGUUUAGACAUGGCCAAUCUUCUGCUGAGUAAAGGGGCUAAGGAGAUACUCACUGUGGCCAGGCAGCUCAAUGAUGCACGGUGAACUGACCCUGGGUCAUUCUGGCUGGGUCAGGAGACGUGUCUUGUAUGGCACACAAAUCCACAUUGAUAUUCUGGCCCUCACAGGGCUGACAGAGGACUCUAUGAUUAAUUAUAGCAAUGUCAACAGCACCAGACCUGGUUUUAAAUAGUUUUUUUUUUUAGUUCAGUGUUUGAUUAGGCCUACCUGGAGUGCCGAAUGGGCGGAUUUUGCACCAUGAGAACUAAUCUCUGGGUCCUGUAGCGCUAGCUAAGCUCAGUCAAGCACUUUUGAAGUAUUUCAGAAGAAACCAAUGAUAUUUGAAUUUGAAUUGAAUGUCUGGUCACCAUUUUGAACAGUAUUAUUUCCUUGCUUCAGGCACUUAAAAUGUUGAAUAAACAUCCUGUUUAGUAAUAUUGAAUGUUGUCUGGAACAUCUGAAAAGGUUUUGUCAUUUUGAUUUUCAGACAACAUUAUUUUUUCUCUCUCUGACAGUUAAGUGCCAUGCAGAGAUGGGAUUUUUGGAUUUAACACACCUGUUACACUUGAAAAUGUAAGGGACAGGACGCACAGGUCUGCAAAUAGAUAUAUAGUUUAAUACAAAUCAUAAUGAAAUGAACACAAGCAGAAGCCAGUGUUCAACAGUUUAACUCGAGGCCUUUUGGGGAAAGCAUGGAAAAUGUAUGUUUUGUUAAAUGCAGGUUGUAGCCAUCAUGUACUAUUAGGAUGCAUUACUGUUGGGAUCAUGCCACCAGUUUCAUCAAUAGAGCUUUGGUUAUCCUGUUCCAUGAGUUACGUGUCAGAUCAGUGAGUUACGUGUCAGAUCAGUGAGUUACGUGUCAGAUCAGUGAGUUACGUGUCAGAUCAGUGAGUUACGUGUCAGAUCAGUGAGUUACGUGUCAGAUCAGUGAGUUACGUGUCAGAUCAGUGUGUUACGUGUCAGAUCAGUGAGUUACGUGUCAGAUCAGUGAGUUACAUGUCAGAUCAGUGAGUACAUACAAACUAUGGGCCGAAGAAAAAUCCUGAAAUGAGUCAGACCGUGCCUUAAACUGUUUGUUUAUGACAAUAGAGUGUUUAUUAUUAUUAAUAUUAUGUGUAUAUAUUAAUUUCUUUUUCUCCUGAUCAUUGAAAUACAAUGUCAGGAUAGCAAGCUGCAGGUAGACAUACACUGGAUGCAGUGUGGAAUUUAUUGUGAUAUUUACAUUUUAAAGGUGUUAACAUAAGUUCAGUACAUUCUGAUCACUGGGAGGAUGGUAAAAUGUUUGCUUGUUUUGCCAAACCAAUUUAAAGAGUUUUGAGCAAUGUGAAAUAAUUUCCAGCACUGUACCUUUCGGUACGGUACGUGUUUAAAUAUGUGUUUAAAUGAUGAAAGGUAUUAAUGGUAAUGAAUUGAAUGUAAUGUGCAUUUGUUAACAAAUUAAGCCUUCAAAGACCUUUGUUUUGUGCCUUACCCGGUUUAAAUGGAUGUGGUGUGUACACAGCCUUUCUCCCUACCUAAUACAACCUGAUUACCUUGAACCUGACACAUUGCUACUAAAUGCACCACCAUUAACGUGCACAGGUUGUGACCCUGUUGUGACCCCUGUCAUUUAUAUUUACCAGAAGGGUCGAUGUAAGACAAUGUUGUGUUACGUGGUGUUAUGUUGUUUGAAUAUUUUGUUGCUUGAAUGACCAAGUUUGUGCCAUAUUUCAGUUUGCAGUUUUAGCUGCGUUGCUCAGACUAUCAAAUGACUUAGUGACAUGAUUGAUUGUGGAUAUGUAAUGAAGUGUGAAAUAGUCAUGUUUUGUCCAUUUCAUUAAAUGUCAUAUAUAAGAGCCAGUUUUAAAUAAAGCUAGCUUAUACAUUCAAAGAAUUCUAUUUUAUUCCAAGUUUAUUCAGCCAAUUUUGU